Molecule: messenger RNA, 2647 nt
Organism: Acanthopagrus latus (yellowfin seabream)
Lineage: Eukaryota; Metazoa; Chordata; Actinopteri; Spariformes; Sparidae
Gene: trappc6bl
Product: trafficking protein particle complex 6b-like
Exons: 7
Coding region: 165-656 (163 amino acids)
Biological process (GO): endoplasmic reticulum to Golgi vesicle-mediated transport; regulation of GTPase activity
Cellular component (GO): TRAPP complex; trans-Golgi network; cis-Golgi network
Source: RefSeq, a predicted model, not a curated record
UGAACACAUUUCCUGGCAUUAACGGGAACUUUUCAUGGUAUUUAAGGGGGUUGACUUCUCGUAACUCCCCCUAAAUGAGUCCUGAGGAGUACCCUGGCAUUAAUACCAAGUGCAACCAAGGAAGCUGACUCGUUUACGUCGUGUAGCCAACAGUCAUUACAGGAAUGGCAGACGAAUCUCUGUUUGACUUUCUCCAUAUGGAGAUCGUGUCUCAUGUUUACAAGGAGCAGCAAGCCGGUAAAGGAGAGAUGGACAACAAGGACAGAGCUGUCUGUGUUUCUGUCCUUGAAAGUAUGGGCUUCAGGGUGGGACAAGGACUCAUUGAAAGGUUGACCCGGGACUCUCCCAGCUUCAAGGACGAGUUAGAUGUAAUGAAGUUUGUCUGUAAAGACUUCUGGACGAAGGUGUUCAGGAGGCAGGUUGACAACCUCAGAACAAACCACCAGGGUACCUAUGUUCUGCAGGACAACAAGUUUUCUCUGCUAACUCAACUAUCGAAUGGGAAACAGUACCUGGAUCAGGCUCCUAAGUACCUUGCUUUUUCGUGCGGUGUGGUGAGAGGAGCGCUAUCUAACCUAGGUAUGGACAGCGUGGUGACAGCAGAGGUCUCUGUUAUGCCGUCCUGCAAGUUCCAGGUGGUGAUCCAGAAGUUGUGACCUGACCCUUUUUGCUACCCUGAUGGUGAUGACCAGGGCCCUGUGGGGGUUCUGUUAAUCCUAAAAGAGGACAGUACUCCCUGUCCAACCACAGAGACAAUCAGACACCACCCUGAUUUCUACAACUGGGUCAAACCGGACUAAGCCAGGUUCUGAUGACAACCAGGUACGCCUGACAGAUUGACAAGGUUUAGCUGGGGCUUACCUUUUACUUCUGGUACUCUGAUACAGAACAAGAUUUGUUGGAUUCCUUUUUGUGUCUUGAUGUUAACAUUAUUAUUUUGGUUAUUUUGGCUUUUGAGCGAAGUAAUGAAUGAUGUUCUCAACUUAUGUUUUCAGUAAAUAAGUGGUGCCUGGCCCUGACUCACCCCACAUGGCCAAGCUUGAAAAAAAUUGAACUGUCAAUGGCAAUAAUGUGAAUGUAAAGUAAACACAUGGUAAUGUAAAAUUAUUUGUAAUGUGUUGCAAUUUUGAGUCUUCAAAUUGAAAAUACUGAGUGGUUACUUGGAAAUAAUUGCAAAUCGUAAAGGAAAUCAGCAGAAUUUAGGAUAAAUGACAUCAUUUUAGUUGCUAUCACAGAUCUAUGAAGCUCUUCUAGCCUCCAUCUAAAUAACAGCCAGAGAGCAUUUAAAAAUCACAACACCUGACACGUCAGAUUCAUUAUUCAACACUUACUCUGCAGAUUCGCUGAGUAGCUGUAACCAGCUCUUGGUGCUUUGCUCUGCCUCGUAGCAGAUUGCUGUAGGAGCUGAGUGUUCAGUGUGUGCAGGUGGUCAUUGGGUAAAGGAAUAAUAUAAUUCUUGGCUUUUCCACAGUUUAAAAGUGGAAAGACAUUUUCUUGGUGAGCAUCACUCAGUUUCUGUGAAGCGAUGUCACAUUUCAGAGUUGGCGAUCAUUUUUUUUAAACUAGGCUAUUGUUUUUAUGUGCCAACGUGUACAUUUGUUGUCCUUUGUACAGCAUUGAUAUGUAAACAUAUAGUACUAGGUUUACUUUGCAAGUCUGAUCGAGGCAUUUGAAAUCUCUUUAUGUGGAUUUCUUUAAAUGACGCCUUGGGUCUCCUCAAAUAUGAGCCGUAUAACAGCUGAAAACACCAAGGCCAUAAGUAUGUGCUGUUUUAUUUAUUCCAUACUGUCGACAGCGUAUUGCCUCAAAUUGGAAUAAUAAUGUUGUGUCAAGAGCAGCACUAAAACAAGGCCAGCUGAACAAGAGACGCCAGCAUAGUGACAUUGUGAUAAAGCAGUUCACCUCUCUGGUAGAUAUUGUUGCCUCUUUGUGCCACUAGAGGGACACAGAAAGCUGUCAUUAUUUUAAUGUCUGUCACUUCAUCAAGUGUUCCACCUUAUUCAAAAGCCUAUGUUGUUUUUGUUACUGAUAGAACUAAUAUGUGACUACACAAAAUGCAUGCAUACCCUCAGCAGUUUCCCCUCAUCAUAAGAAAACUUUAGUCAUAGCUGUCUCAUGUAAAUUAAAUGUUUCCUUUUUUCUUUUGUUGUUCUCCCUUUUACUUGAGAACACGUUUCGCUGUGUGCACUGGCCAACAGCUUGUCCACUUCCCAUCACCCCUGCUUAAGUUAUUAAUAUUUCUUUCAAGUUGUUGAUCCAUAUCAUGAGCUUGGUAUUAAGAGGUUGUGCUGGAUGUGAGUGUACUUCACUCCUGAGAUACUCUGUAUCAGUGUUUUGUCCCAGAAGGCUUAACUGUAAAGUCAAGAAAAUCAUAGGUUGGUUUUUACAAGACGCUUACCCAGGUUCAGUGAAAUCCACCAUCAGACCUGGCACAAUAUUUUUAGGUUAGUAACCCUCUGUAUUUUCAUCGUAGUUACAUUUGGCACCACAUUGACAGCAUGGCGCUAGUUGAUGUGUAAUGGUUCCCACUCUGCUUUUAUUUGUGUCUGUGCUCUAAUAAAGUACCCCUGACUGUGUUCCAGUGUUCCACUGCCAUCAGUGUAAUAGUUUUACACAAUAAAGGUUGUUACAGGUAACUUUAUUCAUA